AUGGCUUUGUCUGCGGCCGGUGGCAGUAGCGGUGAAGGGGGGGCCCCCCUGCCGCAGCCGCCCCCCCUGUCCUCCAGCUGGCCGGCCCUGGGGCCCCGGCGGCGCAGCGUCUGGUAUAUCUACAGUGACUACAUCAUUAAGGAGAAGACCGUCCUGCUACAGAAGAAGGACAGUGAGGGGUUCGGUUUUGUGCUACGUGGGGCCAAGGCGCAGACCCCCAUUGAGGAGUUCACUCCCACCCCAGCGUUCCCUGCCCUACAGUACCUCGAAUCUGUGGAUGAGGGCGGCGUGGCUUGGAGAGCAGGCCUGCGGAUGGGGGACUUCCUCAUCGAGGUGAACGGACAGAAUGUCGUAAAGGUCGGGCAUCGGCAAGUGGUCAAUAUGAUCCGCCAGGGUGGCAACACCCUGAUGGUGAAGGUGGUGAUGGUCACCCGGCACCCGGACAUGGAUGAGGCUGUCCACAAGAAAGUGCCCCAGCAGGCUAAACGUCUCCCACCCCCCGCCAUCUCAUUGCGGUCUAAGUCCAUGACUUCGGAGCUGGAGGAGAUGGACUAUGAGCAGGCACCGAUGCCCAGUGUGGAGAAGAAGAGGACAGUCUAUCAGAUGGCCCUGAACAAGCUGGACGAGAUAUUGGCAGCUGCUCAGCAGACGAUCAGUGCGAGUGAGGGGCCAGGGCCAGGUGGCCUUCCUUCUCUGGGCAAACACCGAGCCAAGGGCUUCUUCGCCACCGAGGCAUCUCGAACCCCCUGGGGAAGGGCCAGGAGGCGGCGGGGGGGAUUCCUUUCGCGGGUGCAGAUCGCGCCCCACGGCCCCUCCUGCGCAAGGGGGCGACGCGACCCUUCCCCCAUCUCGGCCCCUCUCUCGGGCUCCCCUUGGGUCUCGGGUUCAGGCCCGGGCCGCAGGCCUCUCGCGCUCUCCGGGUCUCUGCCUGAGACGCCCCGGCCCCGCCCCCUCCUUGACUCUGCCUCCUCAGUCGCUUUCCCGCUUUUUUACUGCGGCCUGGAGCUCGCACCUAGCCCCGCCUUCCACGCAUGCGUCCUGAACGACCCUUGGGCCUCCUGA
Trichosurus vulpecula (common brushtail) is the source of this 1062-nucleotide messenger RNA. RefSeq names its product SH3 and multiple ankyrin repeat domains protein 1-like. The record is from RefSeq and is a predicted model, not a curated record. Lineage: Eukaryota; Metazoa; Chordata; Mammalia; Diprotodontia; Phalangeridae. Bases 1 to 1062 code for a protein of 353 amino acids. The transcript is spliced from 8 exons. Gene Ontology annotation, cellular component: postsynaptic density; postsynaptic membrane; dendritic spine. Gene Ontology annotation, molecular function: synaptic receptor adaptor activity; ionotropic glutamate receptor binding.